CACUAUAAAAGCAAGGAAACUAAAAAUCCCCUUACCGAAAAACCCUCGUUUGACGUCCGGUCCCCGAGCUGUCAUACCGCUACCAGUUCGCCACUAAUUGCCUCCGCCUUCUUCGUCUCCUUCAUCUUCUACUCUCAACUGACUAUCACCGCGAAUUACUACAACUACAAUCGCCCAUUCCCAAAAACACAAGCUAAUCCACCAAAAAAGCACACACUUUUCAGGAUCCCUAAUCCUCGAUUAAUUAAAAUUCACCGUCGCAGUCACCAUUACAGUAAAUUGCUAAUUGAUUAAUCCGGUUAGUUACCUGCACUUGUGCCGCUCCUUUGGAACAGAAGAUUGAAUAGAGAUGGAUGAUAUCGUGCCUGAAUACAAGAAAAGAAUGGCACGUUUUAGAAUCCAAGAACUGAAGGAUGUCCUUGGCCAACUUGGUCUUGCAAGAACCGGGAGGAAGCAGGACCUCAUGGAUAGGAUACUGACUUUGCUUUCUGAUGAAGAAGAUAUUCAUGGUCCACAAAAGAAUAAACUUAUCCGAAAGGAAGAUGUAACAAAGAUAAUUGAUGACAUUUACAGAAAAAUGCCACAUACAGGGGCAACUGAACCAAUAACAGGUGGACAUUGUGUCUCUGAUAGUAGUAGCAUUACACCAAAAAAAGAGAUUGUGGAUCAAAAAGUUCGUUGUCCAUGUGGUAGUCCACUGAAAACAGAGUUCAUGAUUCAGUGUGCAGAUCCACAAUGUCAUGUUUUACAACACAUUCCAUGUGUUAUUAUCCCAUUAGAGUCUACUGAAGAAACUCCACCUGUUUCUUCUCAGCAUUAUUGUGAAAUUUGUAGAAUCAAUCGGUGUGACCCAUUUUGGAAGAGUUUGGCUCACCCUUUAUGUCCUGUAAAGCUCAGUGUCUCAAAUGUUCCGGAUGAUGGUGAAUCACAGUUACUACAGAAUGUGGAAACAAGUUUCCAAAUUACAAGAGCAAAUGUACAUUUACUUGAGAAAUCAGGAUAUGAUGUACAGGCAUGGUGCAUUUUACUCAAUGAUAGUGUUCCAUUCAGAAUGCAUUGGCCUCAAUAUCCUGAUCUAAAAGUCAAUGGAAUUCCUGUUAAGACAAUUAAUAGGCCUGGAUCAAAGACACUUGGAGCCAAUGGUCGUGAUGAUGGUCCUUCAAUUUCGGUGUUUCUGGUGGAGGGACACAACACAAUAUCUUUAUCUGGUUCUGAUGGUCGACCUUUUUGCUUGGGUGUCAGAUUUGUGAAACAACGUACUGUUCAACAGGUUAUCAGCAUGAUUCCUAAUGAACAAGAAGGUGAAUCAUUUACUGAAGCUGUUUCCCGUGUGUGUCGUUGCAUUGGUGGAGGAAUGGCUGCUGCAAAUGAUGAUAGUGACAGUGAUUUGGAAGUUAUUGCAGAUAAUGUCACAAUUAAUCUUCGCUGCCCUAUGAGUGGGUGUAGAAUGAAAACUGCUGCUAGAUUUAAAGGAUGCAUUCACCUUGGAUGUUUUGAUCUUCAUACCCUUGUCCAAAUUAACCAACGAUCUAGAAAGUGGCAAUGCCCUAUUUGCCUAAAGAACUAUUCCUUAGAAGACAUCAUCAUCGACCCCUAUUUAAAUCGUAUCGUGAAAAUGAUGCAAGCUUGCGAUGAAGACGUAACCGAGAUUGAAGUUAAAUCCGACGGAUCAUGGCGAACGAGACUGAGUCGUCCAUUUAUGGAUCUUGAAAGAUGGCAUCUUCCGGAAGGAUCUUUAUGUACAUCUGAAUUUAAUAUUAAUUCAAAUUCAAAUAUGGAAAUCUCUGAAGUGAAAAGCGAACAUGAAGGAAAUCAAUUAGAAGAAUGUGUUGCACCUUAUGGAAGUUCUUCAUCUUCAAUCGGUGAUCCAAGUGUGAUUGUUCUUAGUGAUUCAGACGAAGACAACUGCGAUAUAGUUUCUGCUACAGAAGAUCCUAUAGUAGUUCUACCUGGUUCAUUGGAUGUUAAAGCGGAAUCUAGCCAGAUGAGUAAUGGGAGAGGAGGGUUAGGGUUAAUUGGAGGCGACCCUUUUACAUUUCCUCGGCAACCUAGGACUGUAAGAAACCAUCAUGGGACAAAAGAUGUAGCAGCAGCCGACUAAAACCAAAAGCUAAUAAUAAUAAUAAUAACAAUAGUAAUUAUUAUUAUUUAACCUAUUAUAAUUAUGCUUUAGUCUUUAGAUGUAGUUAUAAGUGAGACAAGUGUGGUUUAUAGAUGAAAGUGGAGUAGAGGUAGGUAGGUACGGGGUGGUAUAGGUUCUCAUCGUUUUUGUAAAUCGAAGGUUUGAUCAUCGGCCUCUUUUCACAAAUCUUCGUAUUUUUGUUUUUGUUUUUGGGUUAUCAAGAAAGAGCUUUGUAAAUCGUAAGUAGUAUCUGUUUUGUACAUAUGGCGCGAACUGUACCCUACCUUUUUUUAUUUUAUUUUAUUUAUUUGUGGC
This is a messenger RNA of Lactuca virosa, 2437 nucleotides long. Lineage: Eukaryota; Viridiplantae; Streptophyta; Magnoliopsida; Asterales; Asteraceae. The record is from the annotation of a GenBank genome assembly.